Messenger RNA from Peromyscus maniculatus bairdii (prairie deer mouse), 5019 nucleotides. Lineage: Eukaryota; Metazoa; Chordata; Mammalia; Rodentia; Cricetidae. The record is from RefSeq and is a predicted model, not a curated record.
ACACGAAACAGGAUAUAAAGGAGCUGGAGCUUUGAGGGACGUCAGACAGAGACUUCUCCAGCCCAGCCCAGUCAGGAUCUCUGAGUCCAUCUCUCUCUCUCUGCCGGCGGCCGCAUCUGCUGCUCAUCUUCCUGCCUGCCCGACGGCUGCACCUCUGUGGUGCCUCGUUCCAGCUGCGGUUCAAAUUCUUCGGGAUUCUCUGUGAAAAGCUUAGCCAGAGCUUAAGAGAGACAAGAUGACGGAUGCCCAGAUGGCUGACUUUGGGGCAGCGGCCCAGUACCUCCGCAAGUCCGAGAAGGAGCGCCUGGAGGCCCAGACUCGGCCCUUUGACAUCCGCACAGAGUGCUUCGUGCCUGACGACAAGGAGGAGUAUGUCAAGGCCAAGGUCGUGUCCCGGGAGGGUGGCAAGGUCACGGCCGAGACUGAAAAUGGCAAGACAGUGACCAUAAAAGAGGACCAGGUGAUGCAGCAGAACCCGCCCAAGUUCGACAAGAUCGAGGACAUGGCCAUGCUCACCUUCCUGCACGAACCGGCAGUGCUGUACAACCUCAAGGAGCGCUACGCAGCCUGGAUGAUCUACACCUACUCAGGCCUCUUCUGCGUCACCGUCAACCCCUACAAGUGGCUGCCGGUGUACAAUGCUGAAGUGGUGGCUGCCUACCGGGGCAAGAAGAGGAGCGAGGCCCCGCCCCACAUCUUCUCCAUCUCUGAUAACGCCUAUCAGUACAUGCUGACGGAUCGGGAGAACCAGUCCAUCCUCAUCACUGGAGAAUCCGGCGCGGGGAAGACUGUGAACACGAAGCGUGUCAUCCAGUACUUUGCCAGCAUUGCGGCCAUAGGGGACCGUAGCAAGAAGGACAAUCCCAAUGCGAACAAGGGCACCCUGGAGGACCAGAUUAUCCAGGCUAACCCCGCUCUGGAGGCCUUCGGCAACGCCAAGACCGUCAGGAAUGACAACUCCUCCAGAUUCGGGAAGUUCAUCAGGAUCCACUUCGGAGCCACUGGGAAGCUGGCUUCUGCAGACAUAGAGACCUACCUUCUGGAGAAGUCUCGGGUGAUCUUCCAGCUCAAGGCUGAGAGGAACUACCACAUCUUCUACCAGAUCCUGUCCAACAAGAAGCCGGAGCUGCUGGACAUGCUGCUGGUCACCAACAACCCCUACGACUACGCCUUCGUGUCUCAGGGAGAGGUGUCUGUGGCCUCCAUCGAUGACUCCGAGGAGCUUUUGGCCACUGAUAGCGCCUUUGACGUGCUGAGCUUCACGGCGGAGGAGAAGGCAGGUGUCUACAAGCUGACAGGCGCCAUCAUGCACUAUGGAAACAUGAAGUUCAAGCAGAAGCAGCGGGAAGAACAGGCAGAGCCGGACGGCACCGAAGAUGCCGACAAGUCCGCCUACCUCAUGGGGCUGAACUCAGCCGACCUGCUCAAGGGGCUGUGCCACCCUCGGGUGAAAGUGGGCAACGAGUAUGUCACCAAGGGGCAGAGUGUCCAGCAGGUGUACUACUCCAUCGGGGCACUGGCCAAGUCAGUGUACGAGAAGAUGUUCAACUGGAUGGUGACCCGCAUCAACGCAACCCUGGAGACCAAGCAGCCACGCCAGUACUUCAUAGGUGUCCUGGACAUCGCCGGCUUUGAGAUCUUCGAUUUCAACAGCUUCGAGCAGCUGUGCAUCAACUUCACCAACGAGAAGCUGCAGCAGUUCUUCAAUCACCACAUGUUCGUGCUGGAGCAGGAGGAGUACAAGAAGGAGGGCAUCGAGUGGGAGUUCAUCGACUUCGGCAUGGACCUGCAGGCCUGCAUCGACCUCAUCGAGAAGCCCAUGGGCAUCAUGUCCAUCCUGGAGGAGGAGUGCAUGUUCCCCAAGGCCUCAGACAUGACCUUCAAGGCCAAGCUGUAUGACAACCACCUGGGCAAGUCCAACAACUUCCAGAAGCCUCGCAACGUCAAGGGGAAACAGGAAGCCCACUUCUCGUUGGUGCACUAUGCGGGCACCGUGGACUACAACAUCAUGGGCUGGCUGGAAAAGAACAAGGACCCCCUCAAUGAGACCGUGGUCGGCUUGUACCAAAAGUCCUCCCUCAAGCUCAUGGCCACACUCUUCUCCACCUAUGCUUCUGCUGAUGCUGGCGACAGUGGUAAAGGCAAAGGAGGCAAGAAGAAAGGUUCAUCCUUCCAGACAGUGUCUGCUCUCCACCGGGAAAAUCUGAACAAGCUGAUGACAAACCUGAGGACCACACACCCUCACUUUGUGCGCUGCAUCAUCCCCAAUGAGCGGAAGGCUCCAGGGGUGAUGGACAACCCCCUGGUCAUGCACCAGCUGAGAUGCAAUGGGGUGCUGGAGGGCAUCCGCAUCUGCAGGAAGGGCUUCCCCAACCGAAUUCUUUACGGGGACUUCCGCCAGAGGUACCGCAUCCUGAAUCCAGCAGCCAUCCCUGAGGGCCAAUUCAUUGACAGCAGGAAAGGGGCCGAGAAGCUGCUGGGCUCCCUGGACAUUGACCACAACCAGUACAAGUUCGGCCACACCAAGGUGUUCUUCAAGGCGGGGCUGCUGGGGCUGCUGGAGGAGAUGCGUGAUGAGAGGCUGAGCCGCAUCAUCACCAGAAUCCAGGCUCAGGCCCGAGGCCAGCUCAUGCGCAUUGAGUUCAAGAAGAUAGUGGAACGCAGGGACGCCCUGCUGGUAAUCCAGUGGAACAUCCGGGCCUUCAUGGGGGUCAAGAAUUGGCCAUGGAUGAAGCUCUACUUCAAGAUCAAGCCACUGCUGAAGAGCGCGGAGACGGAGAAGGAGAUGGCCAACAUGAAGGAAGAGUUUGGGCGAGUCAAAGAAUCACUGGAGAAAUCUGAGGCUCGGCGGAAGGAACUGGAGGAGAAGAUGGUGUCCCUGCUGCAGGAGAAGAACGACCUGCAGCUCCAAGUGCAGGCGGAACAAGACAACCUCAAUGAUGCCGAGGAGCGCUGCGACCAGCUGAUCAAGAACAAGAUCCAGCUGGAGGCCAAGGUGAAGGAGAUGACCGAGAGGCUGGAGGAUGAGGAGAAAGAGUUCGACAUUAAUCAGCAGAACAGUAAAAUUGAGGAUGAGCAGGCCUUGGCUCUUCAGCUGCAGAAGAAACUGAAGGAAAACCAGGAGAAGAGCGAGUUCAAGCUGGAGCUGGAUGACGUCACCUCCAACAUGGAGCAGAUCAUCAAGGCCAAGGCAAACCUGGAGAAAGUGUCUCGGACCCUGGAGGACCAGGCCAAUGAAUACCGGGUAAAGCUGGAGGAAUCUCAGCGCUCGCUCAAUGACUUCACCACUCAGCGAGCCAAGCUGCAGACGGAGAAUGGAGAGCUGGCGAGGCAGCUGGAAGAGAAGGAGGCGCUGAUUUCCCAGCUGACCCGAGGCAAGCUCUCCUACACCCAGCAGAUGGAGGACCUCAAGAGGCAGCUGGAGGAGGAAGGCAAGGCCAAGAAUGCCCUGGCCCACGCACUGCAGUCAGCCCGGCAUGAUUGUGACCUGCUGCGGGAACAGUAUGAGGAGGAAAUGGAGGCCAAGGCCGAGCUACAGCGUGUCCUGUCCAAGGCCAACUCAGAGGUGGCCCAGUGGAGGACCAAGUAUGAGACAGACGCCAUCCAGAGGACGGAGGAGCUGGAGGAAGCCAAGCACCUGGAGACCUUUAAGAGGGAGAACAAGAACCUUCAGGAGGAGAUCUCAGACCUGACUGAGCAGCUGGGAGAAGGGGGGAAAAAUGUGCAUGAGCUGGAAAAGAUCCGCAAGCAGCUGGAGGUGGAGAAACUGGAGCUGCAGUCGGCCCUGGAGGAGGCUGAGGCCUCCCUGGAGCAUGAGGAGGGCAAGAUCCUCCGCGCCCAGCUGGAGUUCAACCAGAUCAAGGCAGAGAUCGAAAGGAAGCUGGCAGAGAAGGACGAGGAGAUGGAGCAGGCCAAGCGCAACCACCUGCGGGUGGUGGACUCCCUGCAGACCUCCCUGGAUGCAGAGACGCGCAGCCGCAAUGAGGCCCUGCGGGUGAAGAAGAAGAUGGAGGGCGACCUCAAUGAGAUGGAGAUCCAGCUCAGUCAGGCCAAUAGAAUAGCCUCAGAGGCCCAGAAGCACCUGAAGAAUUCCCAAGCCCACUUGAAGGACACUCAGCUCCAGCUGGACGAUGCCCUCCACGCCAAUGACGACCUGAAGGAGAACAUCGCCAUCGUGGAGAGACGCAACACCCUGCUGCAGGCAGAGCUGGAGGAGCUGCGGGCUGUGGUGGAGCAGACCGAGCGAUCCAGGAAGCUGGCAGAGCAGGAGCUGAUUGAGACCAGUGAGCGGGUGCAGCUGCUGCACUCCCAGAACACCAGCCUCAUCAACCAGAAGAAGAAGAUGGACGCAGACCUGUCCCAGCUCCAGACUGAGGUGGAAGAGGCCGUGCAGGAGUGUAGGAAUGCAGAGGAGAAGGCCAAGAAGGCCAUCACAGAUGCCGCCAUGAUGGCGGAGGAGCUGAAGAAGGAGCAGGACACCAGCGCCCACCUGGAGCGCAUGAAGAAGAACAUGGAGCAGACCAUCAAGGACCUGCAGCACCGGCUGGAUGAAGCAGAGCAGAUCGCCCUCAAGGGCGGCAAGAAGCAGCUGCAGAAGCUGGAGGCCCGGGUUCGGGAGCUGGAGAAUGAGCUGGAGGCUGAGCAGAAGCGCAAUGCGGAGUCUGUGAAGGGCAUGAGGAAGAGUGAGCGCCGCAUCAAGGAGCUCACCUACCAGACCGAGGAGGACAAGAAGAACCUGCUGAGGCUGCAGGACCUGGUGGACAAGCUGCAGCUGAAGGUGAAGGCCUACAAGCGCCAGGCUGAGGAGGCGGAGGAGCAGGCCAACACCAACCUGUCCAAGUUCCGCAAGGUGCAGCAUGAGCUGGAUGAGGCCGAGGAGAGGGCGGACAUCGCCGAGUCCCAGGUCAACAAGCUGCGGGCCAAGAGCCGUGACAUUGGUGCCAAGAAAAUGCACGAUGAGGAAUGAUGCGGCCUGAAGAACCUUGCUGUUGCUAGCCCACAAUAAACACAGAUACCCGA